Molecule: messenger RNA, 909 nt
Organism: Strongylus vulgaris
Lineage: Eukaryota; Metazoa; Nematoda; Chromadorea; Rhabditida; Strongylidae
Source: the annotation of a GenBank genome assembly
AUGCAAAUAAAUGUGCAAUCCCAAAGCGAAAAUGACCCUGACAGGAAGUAUAAAAAGAACAGUGGUCGAAGUGUUUGCAUCGCAAUGACUUACGACGAGAAGCACUGGGAAUCUGAAGCUCUCUCACUGAGGCGAAUUGCCUUCCUCGGAGUUGCUCUCUCUACUACAGCAACCCUGAUCUGCAUCAUCUCCGUCCCGAUGCUCUACAACUAUAUGCAGCACAUGCAUUCGGUCAUGCAGAAUGAAGUUGACUUCUGCAAAUCGCGCUCAGGAAACAUCUGGAGAGAAGUUCUCACAAAGGCUUCUAGCAGGAGCCGUCGUCAGGCUGGUGGCGGUUGCUGCGGUUGCGGUGUAUCUGCGAGUGGACCACCAGGACCUCCGGGACCAGCUGGACAGCCUGGCAGGGAUGGGGGACCUGGACAGCCUGGAAGGAAUGGUCCCGAUGGACCACCAGCAACUCCUACCCCGGGACAGGUUGCUCCUUGUUUCACCUGCCCCACUGGACCACAAGGACCUCCAGGAAAAUCAGGACAGCAGGGAGCCCCUGGAAAACCUGGUUCAGAUGGACGACCCGGAGGACCUGGAAACCCAGGAAGCAUGGGGGCUCCUGGACCAAUGGGUCCGCCUGGAAACGCUGGACCACCAGGAAAUCCUGGAGCACCGGGUACACCCGGAAGACUUAUACCAGGUACCACAAACCAAGGGCCACCUGGGCCUCCUGGACCACCAGGACCUCCCGGUCCAGACGGGAAACCUGGAAAUCCAGGAAUGCCAGGAGCUCCAGGUGAGAUGGGCCCUCACGGAGACGAUGGACACGCUGGAGCUCACGGGGACCCUGGCAGCGAUGGGCAUAAAGGAGAGGACGGAAGCAAAGGAACAGGCGGAACCUGCGACCACUGCCCAACUCCU